Messenger RNA from Naegleria fowleri, 1332 nucleotides. RefSeq lists its product as uncharacterized. The transcript has 3 exons. The coding region runs from base 1 to 1332 and encodes 443 amino acids. NCBI's taxonomy places the organism in Eukaryota, Heterolobosea, Eutetramitea, Acrasida, Naegleriidae. The record is from RefSeq and is a predicted model, not a curated record.
AUGAAACGAAGACUCUCUCGUGUUCUCGAUGAUGAUCUUUCAAUACAUGCCUCCUCCUCAUCCUCUUCAUCCUCCUCGGGAAACAAAUACUCAAAAUUAUCAAAAUUAAUCAGUGAAAACUCCUCUUCUUCUGGUACAUCUGGUACAGUUAUUUUGCAUGAUUUUCAACCUCGGAGGUUUGAUGAUGGUUCUUCAACAUUAUGGAAUUUAUUGAAUGGCUAUCAUGGACUCCUGAAAACCAAAUUUGAAGAUCAAUGCAAAGGAUUCUGUAAAUGGUUAAAAGCAAAGGAAGAAUGGAUAAAACAAAUUGAACAACGAAGACCUGACGACGAGUGGGAGAACAUGAAAAUAGAAUUUAUGAACGACCGUGAAUAUUUAUGUGCUGAAAACAAACAACUGAGUGAAACUGUUGCGUUUUGGAGACCAUAUAAACGUGAAAUCUUGAGGCACAUUAAGGCAUCACGAUUACAAGUGUUAAAAUUCAUUCCAAAAGAGAUGUUAUUUGAAUGGAAAGAAGAAUUGUCAGGAAUUUUCCAAAAAAACUAUGGAUUCUCUUUUAUCUUUGAUCUUGAUGAUUUUGAUGAAUCUAAAACCGCACUUUCUGAGAAACGUUGUUUGUUCAAACAGCUUUCCGAGAGAUUACGUGACAACGAGGAAAUUUUACAAAAUGAUAAGGAAUUUAUUCUUCAAAUUCUCAACACUCCAAUAUCCAUGAUGGAUGGCAAAAUCAAAGAAGAAAUGAUUGAAACAUUCACUCCAGAAGUCUAUGAUUUAAUACCAAAGAAUAUUCGAGAUGAGCUUCCCAUGGAUGUCAAGAUGCAUGUUUAUCAACAACUAUUUCUCAAAGAUUUGUAUCACGACUGUCUUUCAUAUGACCUCUGUUUACCGAAAGAAGUGUUUAAAAUGCUCUCUGACUUACCAGAUGAAUAUUAUCAAGCACAUAAGAGGUAUCAACGCAAGUUAAAAGAAAAAGGUAAAUUUAUGAAUUCCAUUCUUGAAGUGUAUCUCGAAAAGCCAGACGGUGAAUUUAAUAGGAUUGUUGAAAAAGUUAUUCCACGAAUUUACAUGGAUUUUGAAAACAAUUUAGAUAACGAUGAAGACUUUUUGAAACGAUUGGAUUUGCCACUCGUAAUGUUUUCAAAACAAGCAUCAAAAUUAUGGGGUAGAAACGACAAAGAAUUUAUUUUGACAGCCCUUAAAAGUAGAUAUCCAUGCUCUUUUCAUGAAAUUCCAAGAACAUUUCAAAAUGACAGAGACUGCAUGAUGGCAGUAAUUGAUAAUCAUUUUCAUCAUGGUGAACUAUUGCAGACAUUUUUUACAAAUUUGUGUUGA